CACAGCCUGAUUGCUUACUAUGUUUAGUAUAGGAUGACACUUUAUAGCUACGUGUCCUAUUAUUACCAUACUCAAAGAAGAAAAGAAGAGAGAGUUUUCUAGAGGGGACCGACCUUUGGGAGGCAUAAAUCUCACAAGAAUCAAGAAUUCAACAUCCAAAGAAAAAUCCCAGAACAUCAAGAAGUGAAGAAAACAUCACAAAGAAAUGUGCUGUGGAGAUGGAGAUUGUAGGCCUUUGGCCUUCCUAUUAAGCCUGCCCUUCGCCUUUCUUGCUCUCCUCGUCUCUCUUGUGGGCGUCAUCAUUUGGAUUGUCGGUAUACUGUUGAGCAUCAUAUGCCCAUGUUGCCUGUGCGUGACUGUGCUAGUGGAGAUGGCCCUGCAAUUGAUCAAAGCCCCCAUCCACGUUAUGGAGUGGUUCACCUCUCAGAUUCCCUGCUAGAUUAAUUCUUCUCCCUCUUUUUGUAACUUCACUUCAUCUUUUUCACAUCUUUGUUAGGAAAUUGUAGACCCUGUUUUGUCUUCCUCUGCAUCUCUUGUCGUUAUUGAAUCAUUUACUUCAUCCUAGUUGCUAUUUCUAAUCCUUCUAUCUCAUGCUUAUCAAUUUCUUU
Molecule: messenger RNA, 608 nt
Organism: Coffea arabica (coffee)
Lineage: Eukaryota; Viridiplantae; Streptophyta; Magnoliopsida; Gentianales; Rubiaceae
Product: signaling peptide TAXIMIN 1-like
Source: RefSeq, a predicted model, not a curated record